AUGGAGGAAGGUGAGAGAAACCAGUCCAGCACACUGGAGAAGAUAGUGUCCGAUUCUAACACUACGUUAGAACACACUAUUGCCGCCUUUCAUGAUAUAAAAGACCAAAUCGCUACUCCACUGGUGUACUUCCACGCCCGCUCUCCACAGACCACCAGCCUGUCCACGAGUGAGGUGAUAGUGUACAAGACAGUGGAGGCCAACCAGGGCAACGGCUACAGUGCCACCACGGGCAAGUUCUCCGCUCCAGUACGAGGACUCUACUUUUUCUUUAUGCACACAUGUUCGCCUGUAUCUAUAUAUGUUUAUCUCCAGAUAGUGAAGGAAGGUUCAGCCCUUAUGGCGAGUGUAAACUAUGACAAGGACAGUGGUGCCUGUUCUAGCAGUCAGGUGUUUGUUCAGCUUGAUGCCGGGGAAACCGUCUGGGUACAAUGCUCCAGUGGGGCCUCGAACAGACAACUCUAUGAGAAUCAUCCUUACUAUUGGACCAGUUUUGGUGGUGCUCUCAUUCACAACUGA
Mya arenaria is the source of this 519-nucleotide messenger RNA. Its product is annotated as complement C1q tumor necrosis factor-related protein 3-like. The transcript has 2 exons. Gene Ontology annotation, molecular function: protein binding. Bases 1 to 519 code for a protein of 172 amino acids. The record is from RefSeq and is a predicted model, not a curated record. NCBI's taxonomy places the organism in Eukaryota, Metazoa, Mollusca, Bivalvia, Myida, Myidae.